AUGACCCACCGCCGAACGCUGGAGCCACUUAAGGGCCUAGCACGGGCUGCCGGCCAAUGUGCCACUCAGGCCGAGCAAUACGGACAAUGUAUGCUAGCCAACUACCAAGAGAUUCGUCGUGAUGCAUGUGCAGCCGAAUUUCGUGCUUUCAAGGCAUGCGUAGAAAAACAGAUGGGUCGUCGCUGGUAA
Molecule: messenger RNA, 189 nt
Organism: Malassezia pachydermatis
Lineage: Eukaryota; Fungi; Basidiomycota; Malasseziomycetes; Malasseziales; Malasseziaceae
Exons: 2
Coding region: 1-189 (62 amino acids)
Biological process (GO): mitochondrial respiratory chain complex I assembly
Cellular component (GO): mitochondrion
Source: RefSeq, a predicted model, not a curated record